Messenger RNA from Spodoptera litura, 16175 nucleotides. Lineage: Eukaryota; Metazoa; Arthropoda; Insecta; Lepidoptera; Noctuidae. The record is from RefSeq and is a predicted model, not a curated record.
ACCCCGAAGUCUUUGCUCCUGACCCGGCAGACCUCUACGACGAACCCAAUGAUGGCUACGUCAAUAAAAUACUUCUUAUGAGCCGUUCGACACCAUUCAUACAUUCAGCACAGCAAACUAGUUCUUGUUCGAGCUACGAGACUUUAAGGACUUUUGCUAACAGCUACGAUUGGCCUUCCUGACAACCGACCGAGGAAUUAAAUUGUUCGGACUUCCAAUUCAAAACUUUCGACAGUGUAAACCCUGAAGAAAUUUUCAUUAUGAAUAGCGAAGACGAACCAUUAUCGUCAUUAAAUCAACGACUACGUCCUAGAAGGCGAACAUGCAGUCCCACAAUAAAAAAUGUUAGGAAAAGUGAAGGCAAAGCCACUUUGGAUAGACCUAAGAGGACAAACACUCCGUCUAAGGCUUUACCAAACAAAACAGAUGAUCUCGACAAGUCUGAUACUCUUUCUUCUCCGCAAUUUCUUUGUCCCUACUGCGAUAGAAAAUUUACGUCUAAACAAACUGUUUCCAAACAUGCACGGCGUAUGCACUUGUCGAGCUCAAAACAAGACUUUUUUAUUACCUGUCUUUUCUGUAGCCACACUGAGGCUGAAGCUAAUGACAUCGUUCGUCAUAUGGUCGAUAGUCAUCCAAAUCAAUACUUUACUUGUUUGGAUUGUCAAACGCGGUUUACAUCAGCCGCAGAACUCUCGGAACAUAAGUUGAAUGUUUGUGAAAAACAAAAGCCUUAUCGGAGCAAAUUACGUCGGAAGAAUUUGCCAGCCUUGAAGAAAUCUGAAAAAGAUACCAAUGUUGAUAGACAAAGUGAUUUUCAAAGUGAUAAAGAAGUAAUUGAAACUCACGGCUUUAAUGGAAUUGUAAUUUCGUGUGAACUUAAACCAUCUCAGCAUGAUGAAGCGGAUAUUGAAGACAACAUCACUACAAAUUUAAUUUUACCGCCCAGUAAAUCUAUAGGCAACAAUACAGUUAUUGAGAAAAAUGCAGUGAUUGUUUUAGACGAUAUACAAUGGAAUAAACGAAUACCCCCAAAUUUUUCUUUCCAUAAUACAGACGCGGAUCAAAUUCUUUCGAGAUUAGGUGUUGUGCACAGAUCACCAAGGACAGGCGAAUCGACUAGGAAGGACUGGAUUAAAACUAGUGACGAUAUUACCCAAAAAUUCGAAAAAUGUUUUGAGACCAACUUCUACUCCAAAGUCGCGAGUAACGUCGCCGAAAACUUAGCAAAAUAUCUUGAUGGUUCGUUUAAUUUUAAUCCAGAUUCGGAAAACACAAUUAAAACAAGAAAAUCUAAAAAUAGUGUUGUUAUCAAUACUGCGGAAGGUUUUCCGAUACUUUUAGCUUAUGAACAAUAUUCUCGUAACAUUUUUGAGAACUAUGUACCUAGAUCUAUUGCACCUAAACACAAAUGGAAGUGGGAUAGUCCGGAAAUAGACAAGGGCUUUCUUAAUGCAGAUCAAAUCAAGCGAGAUUCUCAUGCCAAUAAAUGCAUUAUUACUUUGGUUUCAAGUUUAGAUAUAUGGACCCAAUUAAGUAUGCGCAAGAAAUAUGACAAACAAUUCAAUAUUUCACACGUAGAGAAGAAGACUGAAAAACAAAACAUUAUUGAUAAAGAAUUAAAAGAGAUCCUAGAAAGCCGUGAACUACCUACGCCAUCUGCACAACUUACAAAAUACACAAACGUACCAAGGGCUCCAGUUAGAGAAGCCAUUGAAUUUCCUAGUUAUCUGGGUUUAACACCAACUACACCCACUUACAAUUUAGAACCUGCAGUUCUUAGUGGAGAAUGGGUAAGACCCAGAUGUUAUGUAUGUUGCGCAUGCGGUGCCCAAACUCGAGAUUCUAAAGCACUCUCAGCUCAUAUAUCAGUACAUCAUCCUAAUGCACAAGUACAGCAUUAUGAAAUAGUCGGGGAACCAUUACUAAAUGCUGACAUUUUAAAGCAUUUGUACGUACCGCCAAGCCAGGUGUCCAAUAGAACCCGCCCUUUGAGAGGUUUUAGAGACUGCACUAAAUGUAAAAAAUCAAUAACAUUAAAAGAAUUACACCAGCAUAUGCUGGAUUGUGCUGGUGACACGCCAGCAGUGCGCAGAAAAUGCCGUUAUCGGCCCUUUGGUGUACGCAGAAGACGACCACGUCUACCAGAUAAUGUUAUUAGGAGGAAAAUACGAAAGGAUUUAAGAAACCGCCACAAACAAAAGAACCACUUGAGACCCCGGCAGAAAAUACGGAGCGAAGUUGGUGAUGCCGAGACAAUCCGGAAAAUGAUUGCAGACCUGCCCGCAAAACGUCAUCGUGUAAUGAUUAAUCCCCUUAAUCCUUCGUUACGACCUCGUCGAAAACUAGACAAACAAAGAAAUAAACUUUUAAUCAAACAUCGUUCAUCAGAAGAUUCGAUUACUCGGAAACUUAGAUCUCUAAAAGAACUUAACAGUUCUUCAAGUUCUUUGAACACGUCUACGAACAAAGAAGAAGUUAUCAAAAAUGUUCAUAAGAAAGAUAAUGAGGAUGACAAACCCUCUAAAUCUAAUGAAGAUGACAAGUUUCUUAGACCAAUCAGACGACCUACUGAUAAAAAUACGCGCCAUUCUGAAACUCUUAAAAGAAAAGCUGUGCUUAAUCGUGCCAAACGAAAAAUUCAAAUGAAGAGUAUGAGUUCGGGAAAGCAACCAGUGAACUCAAGUAAAAAGUGUAUGAACUCUAGCAAGCAAUCCUUAAGUUCAGGGAAACAGGCUACGGCCUUCAAUAAUCAGUCGACGGGCUCUGGUAAUACGACUACAAGGUCUGGUAAUCAAUCUACCAACUCAAGUAAACAGUCUGCGGGCUCGAGUAAUGCACCAACGAGCUCAGGUAGCCAGUCCAAUACUUCUGAAAAUCAAAAUCAACAAACUGAUGGUGACUCAAAUGGUGAUGGAAAUGAUUCGUCAAGUGACGACUUUCUCAAAAAUAAUACACCUAAAAAAUUUGAUUUGAAUAAUAGCCAGUUUAGUUCCAGACAGAAUUCUGGGCGUGGUGGUAAUUACAACCGGGGAAAUAAUAAUAACCGGGGUAAUCAUAAUAGAGAAAAUCAUAAUCGAUCUAACAAUCAUCGGGGAAACAACAACCGAGGAAACUAUGAACGAGGAAAUAAUAGUCGAGAAAACUAUAAUCGUGGUAAUGAUAACCAAGGAAAUGAUAAUCAAAGAAAUCAUCAUCGCGGAAGUAGUCGCGGUGGCAAAGAAAAGAACUCUGAAGAAGACGAUGGAGACCCCUCAACAGAUAAUGAUCCGAACGAUCUAAAUUAUUCAAUCGCAUCUUUAACAGCAGAUGGUGAAAGAGGGGGGACGUCCCUUCAAACCUACCAAGGACUUUUUCGUCCUGACGAUGAUAAUGACGAGGUCCAAGACUUGUCUAUGAGUCAAGUCGAUGAACCUGAAACAUAUGAAAAGGCUGCCUUCUCGUGUGGCAAAUUAGCCCUGGAGAAAUCCAGGGGUAAUAAAACACGAAAAGGCCUUAAUGCCUGUAUCGCGAUGUUAAAGAACAAACUUGAAGACCCUAAUAUAAAUGUUGACUCUAUUGAUAAUGACGAACCAGUUGCCGGACCAUCCGGUUAUUCUGUAACCAACCGGCUAACUCAUUUACCGGACAUAGACACACGUACGCAACCAGUUGCUCAAAUAGCAACUAGACGUGAGCUUCCAAAUGUGCAUCCAUUAAUUCUGCCACUUGCUCAAAACCAUCAUACAACAGAAUUUUUGUCAAAUAGUUUACAUGCACAAUCAAUAUCUCAUCUACCUACACGUACGUCGACUCAACCAACACUACAUUCAGCUGAUUAUCUAGCUCUAAAUUCAGCUGAAGCUAUUGCAGCAACGCACGCUGCACUUGCCACCACACAUACGGCCUCACAUGCGGCGGUAUCACAUUCUGCCGCGCAUUUAGUAGCUCCUCCAACUGCGCUUGCUAUGCCUCAUCCUGUGGUUCAUCCAUCGGCUUAUCCUGCAGUGCAACUAGCUACUCAUGCAGCAGUGCAUCAUGCGAACCAGCUGGGUGUGCCGUUUAGAAGUGAUAACUUUAUUGAUCCAAACCCUCGAUUCUUUUUGCAACCCACAUUUGAUCGCAAAAUUGACCCGAAUCCGGCGGAAGUGUUCUCUCGCUCUGUGAUUCCACUAGACAGAAUGGAUUUCCAUUACCAAAGUAAUCUACCGCAGCACAUAUCUAUUGAACAAGUAGCACAUGGUUUAGCUUUGUGUAAGGAAACGCUUGCGGCUUCCGCCAAAGAUAGCAGAGGUAGUUACAGAGGAAGACAAAAGAAAUCUUCAGUUGGCAGCGGACAACCUAAGAAAACACCUGUAAAAAGAAAAUCAACACGUUUGAGAUCAAAUGCUCCACCUAAUAUGCAACAGAAUUUGUUUGGUUUGCCCUCGCAGAUUGAAGUCAUCCCUCAAACCUCUAUCGGAGUACCACACCAAAAUCCUCCUCAUUUACCACUACAAUUUUCUGAUGAGUAUUCGAAUAAAAGCCCAGAAAGUGAUAAGCAAAAGAAACGGAAGCCAAGUAACAACCAAAAUGAACCACAUCUAACAAAACCAACAAAUUACUUUAAAGAUUCAAAAUCUCCUCAUAGAGCUGAAUAUCAUCAUACUUAUGACAUGUCUGGCGGUCGCCUUAUUGAGAACAAGUCUUACCAACACGCCGUAGUUAAUGAACAAAAUUCAAUAACUGAACAACGCACGUUAUCGGAGCAUAGAGCAGCGGCUGACAUGAGAUUACACGAGGAACAGAGGACAGAUCAGCGAUCAUUUCAAGAUCAGAGAACUUUAUCUGAUUAUAGAUCGCACAAUGAACAUAGAUCGCAACCAACAGAUCGUAUAUCGUUACCAGAUCCAAUUACAUUAGCAGAGCAGCUAUCGUUGUUUGAACAAAGACCUUUCCGGGAUCCGAGAUCAUAUGUGGAACAGACGUUACCAGAACGGAGGACAUUUUCUGGAAAUUUUACUGAACAUAGGCCGUAUUCAGAUUUGAGGUCACAUGUUGACCACAAUAUUUACCAAGAUCAUUCGUCUCAUUCUGAUCCAAGGACAUAUUCUGAACAAUUAGCUUUCUCGGAACAAAUGUCACAAUAUAACAAUUUGAGAUCACUAGCCGAUCCGAGACAGCAUGUAGACCCUAGGCCGCUUUCAGAACAGAUGACGUAUGCGGAUCAAAGAUAUCCAGAUCAAAGGUUAUAUCCUGGGCAGAGAACAUACCCUGACCCAAUUUUAUGUCCAGAUCUUAGAACCUUUUCAGAACACAGGCCUCCACCUGAUCAAAGACUUUACUCGGAACAACUGACGUAUGCUGAUCGCAGAUUGUUAACAGAACAAAAUAUAGACCAGCACCCAACAAAUGAACAAAUGUUGCCUCCAGAGCAAAGACCAGGUAAGAGAAGAUCUUCAAAAGAAAAGAAAAAUGUUUCUGAUCGGAGAGUAUCAAGUGAACUUUGGCCUGCUUAUGAACUCAGAUCGUCAAAUGACAAUUUAUCAAUGCAAGAACAUAUCACAAGUGAUUUAAGGUUAUUGAAUGACCAAUCUGUGUCUAGAGCACAGGCGAUAGAUCGCCGUAUAUCUGCAGAACAUCUACUCUCUGUUGAACGCCGUGUCUCCGAUGAUAGACUUUCUACAGAACGUGCCCUUUCCACUGAGCGAAGAGUUUCAUUUGACCGUGGACCUUCUUGUGAAAGGAGACCUUCGUUUGAAAGAGGAUCACCUCCGGAACAAAGACUCUUAUUUGAACGUAGACCUUCUUUUGAGCGAAGAUCUUCAUUCGAGCGCAGACCAUCAUUUGAACGCGGCCCGUCAUUUGAACGCGGCCCAUCAUUUGAACGCGGACCCUCAUUUGAGCGCGGGCCAUCAUUUGAGCGCGGGCCAUCAUUUGAGCGCAGGCCAUCAUUUGAGCGCGGGCCAUCAUUUGAGCGCGGGCCGUCAUUUGAGCGCGGCCCGUCAUUUGAGCGCGGCCCGUCAUUUGAGCGCGGCCCUUCAUUUGAACGCGGGCCGUCAUUUGAGCGCGGCCCUUCAUUUGAACGCGGACCGUCAUUUGAGCGCGGCCCGUCAUAUGAGCGCGGCCCUUCAUUUGAACGUGGCCCUUCCUUUGAACGUGGAUCUUCGUUUGAACGAAUGCCGCCUCGUGAACAAAGACCAUCUUUUGAACAAACGCCUUCUCAUGAGCAACACCAUUCAACUGAACGUAGAAUUUCUAACGACCGAAGGCUAUCUAAUGAAAAGUACACAAAUGAAACUAUUUUCUCGACAGAAAUGACAAGGUCGAGUGGGCAUAGGAGCUCUAGUAGUGAAAUAUUUACUAAAGAAAAUGCAUCUUCAAGCGAACAAAAUCAUAAUCAAUGGUCAUCUAGGAAUCGUGAUGUAAUAUCGGAACAAAUUGUAGAAAAUGAACAUACGAAUCACUUAGUAGAGCGAUCGAUCCACGAUCAAAGAUUAAACGAAAGAAGAAUUUCUGAACAUAGAUCAUCAAUGGAACAAAAACUAAUCACAGAACAGGAACAAAUGGUUCGAAAUACCUCGUUACGUGAGUACAGCGAAACCAGUUCACGUCCUGAAGCCUAUCAAGAAGCGCACUAUUCCAACAAUGAUGUACAUUCUGAUAGUGAUAAAUCUCAAAAAGUUCCAGAAGAAACAAACACUCCACCUGCCCAGCCUUUGGAUCUAUCUGGAAAAGCAGUACCAACAGAACGAUCUUCAGCUUUGGGAAAUACGUUUAAAACAGACUCUUUAAAGUUACCAAAAAAGAUAUCAGAUGUCCCGAUUGAUGAAGAUGUCAUAGUAGACUUGCGCGUUAACGCUUCUGACCAAUCAGAAUCCGAAACCGAAACACCUGCAGAAGAUGCUGCUACUGAUUUGAGUGUUCCCAAGGAUUUAUCGCUUAAAGGAAUGUCCAAGCAAAUAUCAAAUGACAAAAAGAAAAAAUUUGUUUAUGGCAUUCAAAGUUUGUCAAACAGAGAUGCUAUAACCAGGAAAUCUACAGAUACUGUAAAAGCCAUUGAAGCUGUUACAGAUUUUCCUACAGACUUGUCAACUAAAAAUUCAACUUCUGAAAUUCUCGAAGUGCCAGAAAUUAAAGAUUCUUCACAUUCGGUAGAUUCAACAGCCGAAGAUGAAAGUAUUGUUGAUGUAAUAAGCACUGAAGACACUAAAUCUCCGUACAGCAGCUUGAUUGACAUAAAAACGAAUUUAACGCUUGCCGCAGAGAAGAGUUAUAAUGAACAAUGUACAGUGACUACUAUUGAAAAUGGGAUUUCGCAAAUAGCCAAUCAAGUAGAUAUGAGUGACUCUAGACGUAUUAUAGUUUCAACUCAUUCGGAAUCCCAACCUGUUCACUCUUUGAGUAGUACGCACCUUGGUAGAGAAGUAAUACCAUCGACUCAAGAAGGCUCCACGGACAAUGCUGUGCAUGAUUCUGUUACAACAAUAUCCGUUUAUACGGUUCCGAAUCCAGUUAUGACAACAUCGGUGAAAAAACAUGACAGUUCAACUACGAUGAAUGAUACUCUUAAUGCUGUUGAUUUUACUGAAGGAAAUACCAUACCACCUUACUCUUCAGCUAAUUCUAAUAGUGAAUUCCCCGUGCAUUAUGGGGCUAUGACAGUUGAUAGUUUAAUAACAGGAUCAGUAGCUACAAGCAGCCUCUCACAAUCAUCGGCUCCAACAGAAACUACAUUCGAAUCUAGAAUUGAUAAAAAUAGUAGCAUUGAUAAAAAUAGUAGCAUUGAUAAAAAUAGUAACAUUGAUUCAAAUCAGAAAUUUGAUACUAGUAAAGUGGUUAUCGAAUCUCAAGAUCCCGAAAUGGCUAAGAAAAUAGCAAUGUUGCCUAAAGAAUUGGUAGACAUUUUAGGAACUAUGCCUGCUGAUCACAGGGACCAGCUCUUAAACGUACUUCCACAAUAUGUUUCUCCUUCGACGGUAACAAUAAGACAUAAUUGCGGAAAUAUUGCUUCAAAUGUUGUGCAAACCAAUGUUCAACAAUCUUCGUCCAACCCAGGACCUGAUGAAAUGGCUGAAGAUAUGAAUACAUUUAUUCCGGACUACCAUUUGCCGACAAGCAUGCAUCAUUGUGCCUCUCAAUUCAUGAGAGCGCUUAACAUCGAAAAAAGUCAUUCAAUGACUUAUCUACAACCACCUCCACCACCGCCACUGCCGCCACCACCGCCGCCGCCACCGCCGCUGCCCAUACCGCAGCCACCACCUCCCCCACCGGCGGCACAACAGCCAUUUCAAAUACUGUCUCCCCCACUACCUCCACUGCCACCACCGUCAAUUGAAAUUAAAUCGCCGUCUUCACCGCCGUCUAUGUGUGUUGGAUUGCAACCGGUACAAGUUGCGUCAACAGCUGAAUUCGUACAGGAAAGAUUUAUUCCACCUUUACCACCGAAUCCACCACCGCCGUUGUUCCCACCUUUACCAGCAGUCGUUAAGUCGGAUGUUGAAGAUCCAGAAGAAGAUAUGAAACCUCCUAUUGGGACGCUAAACGUUAAACAAGAGGAAAAUGUUGACGAUAAUAGUGAUAACACGCUGUCACUUAGAUCGGUAGUUCAAACAGAAAACGUUUCUGUCGAAAAUGCGGAGAAGAGAAAUAAAAUAGGAGAUUUGAACGAAGACACAAACUCACCCUUAAAUGAAGAGAGGCGGAAAUUGACAGCAAACUUACCUAAACCAGCGAUAAUAACAACACAAGUAAUAACAAACUAUGUUACUGUAAUGACAACAGCAAAACCUAAAACCGUCAGUGAUAAAACAGCUAGCUUAAGAGCUGUGCGUAUUAAAACUCCAUCAGAAAGGAAAAAAUCAUCUAGCAGCGGAAGUCAAGCUUCUUUACUGGUUAAAUCAACAAAUAUACAAGAAAUAGUUACAAUUAGAGAGCCACCCCAAGAAAUAGCUACAGUUAGAGACUCACCCCAAGAAAUGGAACAGCAACCAGUGGGAAAUAAAUAUAUUAAAUCAAGAUUAGUUAAUGUUGCUCAAGUUGAAGAUGAGAGACAUAAUAUACUUUUGGAAUGUAAUGCAUCGCCAACUGUUCAACAUGGCGAACAAUGUAGCACUCGACAGAGGAAGGCAUGUAGAUCAGCUGCCCCCAAACAUUCCUCAGCCGAGUUACCUGUAGAAAUAAAACCGGUAACGGAAAAUUCUACUAAUAAUGAAUUAGGGAAACAACAUACCCAUACCACUACGAGUACAAGAAAGAACGUAUCUUCACUUCCACAACAAGAUGACGAUGUUCGCCCACAAUCUUAUUCUUCGGAAAAAACAUUUAACCUACAAUUGCCAGAUGAAGCUCAGUUACCAUCAAAUAAUCUAGAUAAAACCAGUCCUGCUGAAGAUGAGCACACAUCGGUUGAUAAGCCAGUAACUGAUGUUGGUCAUAAUGCAACAAUAGUUAAAAGUGCCACCAUUGUUGAUGAUGAAGAUUCAGACGAUGAUGUUUCUCUUGCAGUAAUUGUUAAAAAUCGCGAUCAAAUGAAACAUACAUUGCAAAAAUUAGAAAACGAACGUUCAAUCACAAAUGAAAAUAAGGAUGUGGAUAAAUUAAAAGGAAGCACAAAUGAUCUUUGCUACUACACAACAAACAGCUCAAGCACAGAUGUAAUUGCUACAAAGCAUCACAAAUCACACAGUGCGGACAGUGUGAAGGAAAUACUAAACAGUAAUGCGCCUAAUUCUGCUGAACGAAAUGAAACAAUUGAAAUAGACCAACAGCGUACAGAAGCGAGUGUUCCACCAAAUUUCGGAAAUGUACAGUUUACCGAACAAAGCCACAACAGUUUUGAAAAUACAAAACGUGAAGCAAAGGAAUCUCAACUUUUAGAAAAUUCUCCAAUUAUUCGUGGUAAAUCUGUGAAUGAAGCGAAGACCGAUACUCAUUUAAAAAUAAAUGAGGCAAAUAAAAGUGCUAUACACGAAAGUAAAGCACUUAAACACUUGGAAACUAAUGAUAUCGUCAAAUCAAAUUCAAACGACACUCGUGUUGGAAAAAGCAAACAAAAGAAAAAACACAAACGUAAAUCGUCGAUCAUCCCUGUAAAAGACGACAUAAAUAACCAGACUGCUAUCAUAAAAGAUGACAACUCUUCGAACAUGUUAAAUAAUAAUGCAGAUGUCCCAGAUUUAGAUAAAGUACAUGAUUCUCAAGAUUCAAGCAAAAAGGUUUUAAAUAGCAAUAACGAGACUGCUGCUAUUGUGAAUUUGACAUCUAACCUGGAUAAAAUAUGUGGCAACAAUAAAGAAGACAUUUCUGUAAAAACUAAUAAGGAAGUUGAAAUUGAUGAACUUAAUGAUAUGCAAUCGCAUUCUGAAUUAGAUGAAAAUAAUUCAAAAGCUCUUAGACGCAGCAAACGUGGAAAAUCUGUAGUUGUUGAAGGCAUGGUAAUUGGAUCGGAGAAUUCGGAUGAAACAGAAUCUGUCAUGGAACAAAAGACACCACUUACAAAGAAACAACUUAUUUUUUCUAAAUUGUUACUAGAUGAAGAAAUUCAAACCGAGCCAAAAGCACACUCGACGCCGGAAAAAGAUGUAAAUAGUAUUGAGAAAGAUAACAAUAUCCAAACAAAUAAUAUUUCAUUAAUUUUGGAAACAAACCCCCCUAUAGGUGACAAUUUAGAUAACACUAAAGCAAGUGGUUUAGAAAAAUGCAAAGAAACAAAAAGUAAGAAAACAAAGAAAUUAAAAAAGCUUUGUAAGAAAAAUCGAUCGCUCAAAAUUUCUGGAAAACGUAAGAAAAGGCAUUCCCAAAAGCUCAAGAAAAUGUCUAAACUAAGAAUACGCCCGGAAACUCCUAUUAUACACUACGAAUAUCCGCGAAACACGCAUCUUACAGCAGAAGAACAGUUUGCUGAAACUGAGAAUCAAAUUUUACUUAUUCAACAAGCUCGCGAUGAAUAUGAAAAAGCUAAUGCUUGCGCUGUUUUCUCGGGACCCACCACAAGCAAGGACUCAUUAAAUACUUCUGGAGAAAAAAGAAAAUUAGAUGGAAAGGCUAGUGAAGAUUUCAAACAAAAUUCAAAAAUGAAAAAACUUAAAUUUGUUGAAAGUAAUGCACAAGAUAAUGCAAAUAAUACAUCGAUACAGUCAAGAAAACGCACUACAUGCUACAUGCAAGCUGCUGCAAGAAGGACUCGAUCUAAAUCUGUCGUUGUGAAAUCUUCUACUGAAUUUUACGACCCCUACGAUAUUGACCUAGAUGAUAUGAUUGAACAACCGGAAUUGUUUAAAAGUGAAACAAGUGAAAAAGAAAGUUCAGAAAAUCAGAAAAAUAUUAAAAGAUAUAAAGGGAAACAAUUAGUAUCUAGUAAAAGUCAAAACUGUUUUAAAAGAUCGAAACCUCAAAAUGAUAAUAAUGAAAAUCAAUCAACUUCCGCACCUAAAGAUGAAGUAGUUGAUUCAGACGACUCGUCAAAAAGCGAUAUUCCACUAAAUAAAUACAUAGAAGAAAAAGAAAAGAAAGCACAACAGUCUGGCAACAUGUGCUCCAGACGAAAUUCCAAUUUAGGAAAAAGUGGAAAACGGAGUGCAACUUGCACUAGACUCGAUGACGAUCGCAAGAGGUCUAGGCGAACUUAUUCUUCUUCCCAUGAUUUAGAAAAAUCAGGUACAUCAAAUGACGUCGACGAACUUCGAUCUGAACAGUUCAUGGAAAGUUUUGGUUUCUUUUCACAAAGAAAACCGCGCAAAUCUAAUUUAUUGGCGUCUAAGAAAAUAUCCGAAACUUUUCAUAUCAUUGGUAAUGAAAGUGAUGAUUCAUGUCUUAGUCCUAAGAAAAGACCUAGCAGACGAACGAAUGAAAAUAAAAGAUUCAGAGAUACCAGGGCAAAGAAACCUGUUACAAUUAGAAGAACGAUAAAGAAAGUACCGAAAGUGAGAAGAUCUUUAUUCUUACCGCCCAUACCAUGCUUCUGUCGUCUAUGUAAAAAAGAAUUCAGGCGAUCGGAUAACUUCUUGCGACAUCAAAUGAAUGUCCUUCAUGUGGCUAAGUUGGCUGAAAUUGAAUUAAACAUGAGAACCAAUGCUAUAUAUGAAAAGCCAAAUUAUCUUAUUGCAUAUAAACGUCAAUUAGAUCGACUGAAGUUAAGGACAAAAAAAUAUGCUAAUAGGAAAAAUCAUCCAAAAUUAAUAAUGCCUACAUUAGACAAGAUUUUAGUAAAAGUAAAUAAGAUAAUCAAAGAACAAAAAUUAGCUCAAAGAGGACUUAGUAUGGACGAAGCACUUUUUAUUGAUUGUUGUCAAUUACUUCAGUCUAAUAAAUCCGAAAUCAAACCUACGGCGCCACCGCCAGUUUCAGAACCAGUGGCCAAUAAUUUGUCUGAACCGAUUGUCAAAGGGUUUGAUCUCUUAGAAAAACCGCUUAAAGGUGACGGUGAUGUGGAUUCAAUUACAGCUAAAAACAUAUUAGACAGCGACGAAGUGAAAAACUUGGAGAAAGACUUAAUUUCUGGUCUUAAAGAAGCUGCAAAUGCCAAUUCUAAGAAAUCGAAAGUUAUGUUACAACGAAGUGUUAGUGAUGUGGGAUUAGAUCAGGGUGAUAAUGGCCAGAUAAGUUACUGUAGCGCUGAAGUCGCUGGACCUAGUCGUGCGCAACUUAUUCUAAAUAAUGCUAUGACCUGUCCUGAAUCCAACCCUAAUAAUGAAACUAAACAUGAUAAUGAAAGUUCUACUCUCAUGGUUAAUGUUAAAGAUCUAAAAGUUCAGCCUAAUAUUGAAAAUCUUCCUACUAAUCAGAAUGAUGAAAAAUUCGGCUCUGAAUUCAAUUUUAAUGAUAACAAAACUUGUCUUGAUUCUAAACGUAUUGAUUCUAAAACUGAAACAUCUGGACUUCAUGAUGAAAAACGUAAUUCCGAAGCAAAUCCCAAUGUUGAAGAGAUUUAUUCAGAACCUGUUCCUAAUGAUGAAAUAUCUUGUCCGGAAGUUAAUAAAGAAAAAAAUCCUGAAGCUAAAAUUAAUGAAGAGCAACUUAGGCCUGAAGCUAAUAUGAAUCUUGAAAAUACUUGUCCAGAACCUAAAGUUAAUACUGAAAAAUCUUGUUCAGAACCCGUUCCCACUAAAACGAAAAAGCAUCCUGAAGUUAAAGAAAAAAUGUAUCCCGAUAUCAUUGAUCCUAUUGACAUGUUUGAAGACAAGUUUGACAAGAUAAAAAGAAAAUGUAGAUCUCAGGCGGCGGCAGCAAAGCAAACACAAGCUGCUGCUAUUGAAACCAAUAACAGUUUCAAGUCCCGAAAGAAGUCUGAAAAGAAGAAAACACGCAGAAAUUCUAAAAAAGGUCACCAGGGCUCUCAAGUUCUAACAAAAGGUGCUCUAAAAGGUUUCGAUGGAAUUAAAGUUUCUAUACCAACUUCAGACAUCAAUAUCUCUGGAAUUGUUCCUACUCUUACGCCAUCACCAAAGAAGAAAAAGAAAGGUAGUUCAAAGAACAGAAAAGAAAAGACGUCAGAUGCGAAAAUGGAAAGAUACGGAGAUGGUUCUACUUCACAGAAGGAAGUUGACGUUUAUGAAUUUUUGGAUAAUGAAGAUGCAGUUUUUGAGUUCAGACCCUCAACUUUAAUGGAAAGAUUUAAAAAUAUAACCUACAAUAACGAUGGUCCUAGUACAUCCAAAUUGAACUCAGGAGUAGAUGCCGAUAAUUCUGGUGAUAGCGCUUCAGAUGGAGACGAUUUCGUAUACAUGUCUGAUGAUUACGUGUGUAGUGACGAUGAAACUGAAAAUAGUUUGAUGUCUUGUGAGAUGAACAGUGGCAAAGUGGGCAGUGAUACAAAGAAAAUUUCAUCUCCGUUAAAAAGAAAGGAUGCCUUAGAGAAAAAUGCAGUCAUGGGGAAGAUAUUCAAACAUAACGCAGUGCGGAGUGACAAAAAGAAAAUUAAGGAGUCUGUAAAACCCAAGGCUAAUUUAGAUCAAUUAUUUGACAGUUUACUUGAGGAUAAACCAAAAACUUCAGACCUGUGUGAUGAAACACCAACUACCAAAGAUGAAGAUUUUCUAACACCAAAACAGCAUGAUCUAUCUUAUAAAAAUGAUAAACACAACCGAGGUUCUUCAAACAGAGAUGAAUUUUCUUUAACUAGGAAACUAAAGAGUCCAUCACCCAAACAUCAAACUAUAUUAUCUCCGAAAGAAUAUGACAGAACUCCCCUGAUAGAUUAUGGCCCUUCAACAUCAAAAACAAUUCCGACGGACUUUGGAUCUGCUACAUCUAAGAAAAGAGAUGUGCCGAAGGACAAUAAAGGUCAUUCACCCAAAAAACAUGAAUCGAAACAUGGAUCUAGUAGAUAUAGCGAAUCUCUAACUUCAAAAACUGAUUUAAUUACUGGAAAGCAACAUGAUACAUUAAAAGAUAGGUCAUUUAAAGAAAAAUCUCCGAUUAACAAAUUAAAUGAACGUAUUAGCCCAAGUUAUGAUUAUAAUGCUGAUGUUUUCGAGCAAAUCCAAUAUGAUGACAUGGGAGUGGCUAGACAAAGGGCGCGUCGUAAAUGUACUGUGGGCAAACAAAAUGUGCUGGCUGAAAGUUGGAGUUCAGAAUCCGAGCCAGAUGUUCUACCGCCACGUCCCAACAGCGCCGAGUCGGUUAUUCUGACUUCACGUAAAAAGAAAGGGAAGAAAAAAGAUCAUCAUUCCAAUGCAAAACGUACGAAUAGUCGACAUAUAUCAUUUAAAAAGCGAGAUGUCGAAAACAAGGUAAACAACACUAACCGUCACGGAAGUUAUUCAGGAACUAGUCGAGCAUACAAUGAAAGUGACGAUGUAGAUAGGACCACGGUGAAUCCUUACGAUGCGCCGACGCCAUCAACAUCAACAGCGCAUACGCAUCUCGGACCACCGACCGACCGACCGAGACCGCGUCCCCGCACCACGGCCUACUACAACUGGUCCUCGGACGGGGAAGACGAACAGGAACAUCAACAGCAGCAUGGCUGGAUUGUUGGAGAUAGCCAUAAAAAGUUAGUUACAAUGCUCGCACAUGCGAAAGGACGGAAGCGCAACAACGACGAUAAACGUCAUUUCGUUGAGUAAGGUUAGUUUAUUAGAUUAUAUUAAUCUUGUACAUAUUAUUGUAAAUAAACUUCUUUUUACCGAUUGUCGAUUUUACGGCAUAUGACCAGAAAAAGGUAAAAAGAAGAUCGUGUAAAUAUUGUAUAUCUCUAUGAAAUAUUUUAGUUAAAUUUUGAAUGAACUGGUACUUUCAGAUUUAUAUAUUCACAUUCAAGUCCAUAAGUAGCCAAAUCUGGGAACAUUUAAUUGUAUCAUUAUUCAAUUAAUUUGAACUGUAUGGGUACCGUCGACGGGCAUUUUUAGUGCAUAUGCGCCUAAUCUAGGUCUCUUGGAGAUCUUCGGACAUCCUUGGAUCUUUGUUUUUUUAUAUUGUGUUGAUUUAAAGUACAUAGACAGUACCAAUAUUUACUUUCGAUAUUAAUUUCGCAUUUGUUCACUAAGAUUAUAAAUAGCCACUAAACUAAAUAUUUUCGUUAUUUUCUUUUUCAAUUUAAAAUAUUAUGUAAUAUUCACAUUUAACCUUCGGAGUCUUACUUCGGAGCAUUGCUAUUAAUUACCAAUUAAUUAUUUAUACCGUUGGCAUAAUCAGAAAAUAAUUAUUGAUACUAAAUAAAACUAGAAAAAUAUAACAGUAUCAAGUGACUAAAAAUGCCGCGUUUUGUCAAAUAUACUGUAAGAAAGUCAAUAUAAAUUUAUGCAGAGAAGUUUUGAAGCAUAAUAAUGAUUUAAUGUUCCUUUCAUCAAUUAUUAGUAAUUUUAAUAGAUGUAUUUUAUUUUGGAAAUUAUUAUAUAAUUGAUAAUGGAUGGUCUAAUCGACUGAAUGUCUUUGUUAUGUAAAAGAGUUUAUGUUAGUAGUCUCCAUAGAGGCUGGUAAAGCGGUCUGAGUGAUUUGUGUAUCUUUGAGUUGAGUAAAUUAAUUUGUUAACUAUUUUUAUACAUUAGAUAUUUUGAGUAGUCGAAUGUUUUACACAAUUGUGAAAUCUCAUGCAUUAGUUAUUGUUGUAUCUAGUCCAAUAAGGAAAGACUAAAUGCCGCGUUAUCAGCCUCACUACUAUGUGAUUUAUUUUCCAAUGUACGAGAAGACUUAUAAUUUUGAUUAUCUAAGUAUUCGUAACAUGAAUUGAUUGACAUUGGCUUGUAUUUCGUUUAGUAAUUGAAUAAAUGAUUAUA